This is a messenger RNA of Nylanderia fulva, 2121 nucleotides long. It is a transcript of the gene TAF1C-like, whose product is annotated as TATA box-binding protein-associated factor RNA polymerase I subunit C-like. The record is from RefSeq and is a predicted model, not a curated record. NCBI's taxonomy places the organism in Eukaryota, Metazoa, Arthropoda, Insecta, Hymenoptera, Formicidae.
UAAAUGAAAGUGUAUAUUUUAUAAUAUAAGUAGAUAAAUAUAUUUGAUUAAACCAUGAGUGAACAAGAAUUAAAAUCAAAAGGAUUUAAGCGUGCUGAAAACAAUUUACUGAACAAAUUCAGUGCUGCAUUUUCAAAGAAUUAUCCACAUUAUGUAAUGCCUGGUUAUAACUUAAAUAAAUCAUCGUGUAUCGAGAAAUGGGAUGAAGAAAGUGCAAUGGGGCUUUAUCAAGAAUUUCCAUAUAAUUGUGAUUUACCAAAACCAUUAUUGCCCCCAGCGAGAUUAUCAAGAACAGUUCUUUGUGAGGAAGACCCAGCUUUACAGCUUCUUGUAUUAAAAAAUCACUUAAAGGAUGAUAUUAACAGAAUCAUGAGUCAUUAUGAAAGGCAUAAGAAAGAGCUUGAUGUACAUACAAAGAAAAUAAAAUGGAACAGGGGAAGUAAUGGAUACAACACAAAGAUACCUAGAUAUGUUGCAGAUAUAGCAGAAUUGCUUGACAUGGAUCCUGAUCCUUAUUUUGAAGGGACUUAUAAUUGGUAUUAUACUGGUGGAUCAUUAAAUUAUAUUCAGUUUAAUAACUCGGAUGUUUUACUAUUUCCAUUUAUGGAAGACUUAGUUGCUGCAAAUAUUAUACCCAUGGAAGACUCAAUAUGGAAGCCAUUAUUGCAAAAUUCAGCUAAAUGUAAACUACAUGGAUUAUUGUAUGAAAUUAGGAAAAGUGAGGUUGAUAAUACAUGUAGAAUUCUAGGAAGGCAUAAAAAUAAAUGUGCUAUUUAUAUGCUUUCAAAUUCUGAGAAUCAUUUAUUACUUAAUGAAAUUCAUAGGCAAGCAUCAAAGGCACCAUAUGUCAGUGCUGAUUUGAGUUUAACUAAUGUCAAUUAUCAUUGUACAUUAAACGCAGAAAUAUUGUCUUUAUGGGAUAUAAAUAAUAUGCAUUCUAUUAAUAGUGGUCCUGUGUUACAAAAUAAUACGACUAACGAUGUUUGGGGAUGUAUAAAAUUUCAACAAAUGGAUUUAAAUGUUUUGACUUUUAUGGAUAGAUGUUGCUUACAUUAUUUUGAUAUCAGAGCUCCUUUUGAUCAAUCAAGUCUUACAUUGUGUCCUAAAUUCAACUUGGAAAACUGCGAAAACCUCUCAGUCGAGGCACCAAGUAGACACAAUUCCUGUCGAUAUUUGGGUACUUCUCAUUAUCUUUUAUUAUGUGAUAAUCGUUUUCCAAAGCACUGUGUACGACAAAAAUGGACACAUCAAUUAAAGGAUACUCCUUUAUUGGCAGCUGUAACUAACAACAAUGACAAGGAAAUCAUUGUUUUAUCAACUCAAAGAGUCGGCGAAAACGCAAUAAUUUUGAAUACUUGGAUGAAUGAGGAGGACUCUCAUUCCUUUAAUUUACCUUUUACACCCCCGUGCAUUGCAGAAACGUUAAAUGAGUCUCAAAUUCAAGGAAUGUGCUUAAAUCCAUAUUUACGAAGCAGAUUUGAACUAUGUAAUACUGGUAGCACAUUAGUCACAAGUACAAAAAAAGGAGAAGUGUUCUACUUUGUACAAAAUUCGAUUGGUGACAUAUUUUAUCAAUGUAUAACACACGAAAACACAUUGGACAAAUAUUCUCCCAUAAAUGGCAAAUCUUGUUAUGCAUUGAAUUUGUGGGAGAAAGCUUUAUCAACUCAAGCUGAGCCGUUAGUACCUUUGACACUUUCUAACAAAUGUAACAUGGAACAUAUAUACAAAAAUUUUACGAAUAAAAAGCUCCGUUUAAAAUCCAAUAAAAAGGAUGCAGACGAUUCUUUUGAACCAACUUGGAAACAAUCAUUAGCUACAUUAGGAUCUUACAUCGAUCUAUUAGCACCCGAACUUCUUGCAGUUUGGGAAAUACGUGAAGAAGUACCAUUACCUAAAAAUACAGGAUCUCAUCAAAAAGUUUGGAACUGGUUAGAAUCAUCGACUUCAAAUCAUCCGAUGAUGCAAUCACAAAACGACUCUGAAUAUAUAUCCACAUUUAUCAAUACUAAUGAAUUAACUAGUGUUUCUCAAGAACAAGAUCUCAUAUGUAUUGAAGAAGAUGUAUUGUAAUACAAUAAAUACUGCAAUUGAACUAAAAGUUAAAACAGUAAAUAUAAA